Molecule: messenger RNA, 989 nt
Organism: Polyodon spathula (Mississippi paddlefish)
Lineage: Eukaryota; Metazoa; Chordata; Actinopteri; Acipenseriformes; Polyodontidae
Product: polyhomeotic-like protein 1
Exons: 4
Coding region: 175-450 (91 amino acids)
Source: RefSeq, a predicted model, not a curated record
AAAAAAAAAAAAACCAGACCGAAAAGAAAAGAACAUCACAGAAAGGUAAACAUUCAAGAAAAGUGUUAGGAGGCUGGGGAAAGAGAAAAAAAGAUAUAUACACACACACCUUAGAAAAAAAGAAUCCUUUUUUCUUCUCCUUGGGCUUGAGUGACAAGCAGUCCUGAUCUCGCCAUGGAGACUGAUGGCGAUCAGAACUCUGGCUCUGCCAAUGGGAACACAGCCUCUGGGGGAAAUUCCCGCCCCACACAGAUAGCACAGAUGUCGCUGUAUGAGAGACAAGCUGUACAGGCUCUCCAAGCAUUGCAGAGGCAGCCCAAUGCGGCUCAGUACUUCCAGCAGUUGAUGCUCCAGCAGCACAUCAGUAGUGCUCAACUCCACAGUUUCGCAGCCGUGCAGCAGAAGAGCGGAAAAGCUGCUGCGAUGAUCCAAGUCCGCAUGAAGAGCUAGAUUUUGCCGGGCACACAGCGCAAUUGUCUUCACAAUGGCUUCAAGUGAUUUGUCAGUUAGUGCCAGUCAGUCAGUGGUUUCGAAACUAAUGUGAUAUCAUCCUGAGCGCUAAACACAACACAUGGAGCUCAAUAAAUCCCAUCGAUACUCACACUGUUGUGUAAUGUUGGUUACAGCUCGGAAUUGAAAAAUUCUUCAGCUACAUGUUGUUUGUACUUCAAAAAUGUAGAAACAGGUGCCUGCCAUCCCAGUGGUGGUUCGAACCGGUUAGUAAGCAACACUUUCUUCAAGUUGUUAUCAAGCUGUUUUCGGUUGACAGUAUGUAUGCCAGUUACAUCAGUUUAACACUAAAUGUUUGUGUACUGUAUAGUGUUUAAGUAUAUACCAUCCAUUUAAAAUAUUAAUGUAUGUGUGUAUGUUUUUAUUUUAUUUAUUUAUUUAUUAAUCAUUUGCCAGGUAUUUUUCACGGCAGGUACCCAGUCCUGGAUUUUCUGCCCGGGCCGACCUCCAAUAUAUGCAGUUGCAGUCGAAAGUUUACA